ACCACCCUCAACACAGUUUGAUGAAGGUCACCCAGUUGGACUAUGGGUUGAACCGUUUUAGUUUGCCGUGUGCAGUCAAAGAAGUUCCAGCUUUUGGUUCAACAGGUCAGUUGUGAAUUUGGUUCGCUUCAGUUCAGACGACAUUUUUCGUAGCUUGUCACUAGUAAUCUGACCCGUUCGCUGAAACAGAAGUAUAAGUGCCCAAUUAUUGUGCGACGAGUAGUUUAUCAUCUUGAGCCACGUGCGUGAAACAUAUUUCUAAUCGAAUUGCUGACACGGUUCAUUUGAAUAAUGGCAAAGACUCAAAUGAGACACUUGUUGGAUCUUUCCCUGGAGGAAAAACGCGCGUUUCUCGAUUCCUUCGACAUGCUCAUGUCGGAUUGUGACGGUGUCGUUUGGAACUUCACCGGUCCAAUUCCCGGAGUGGACCGGGCCCUGCAGCUACUGAAAGAGAACGGCAAAAAGUUAGCUUUCAUCUCCAACAAUGGAAUGCGCACAAUGGCGGAAUACACACAGAAGUUCCACAAACUGGGAAUCGAACCCCAGCAGCAUGACAUUGUACACCCAGCUUUGACGACGGUUAAGUAUCUCAAAUCGGUCAACAUGCGGGACGCGGUGUACUGCAUAGCUACCGAGGUUUUCAAGGAUUAUCUACGGAGCGCCGGAUUCACGGUACUGGAUGGGCCCACCGAUCAAAUCGCCGACGAGCGGAUUCCCAACGGAGUUCGGGUCUUCUCCGAGUACUUUUCGGAAGCCGACGGUCCCAAGGUAGGAGCCGUGGUAGUGGACAUUGAUGUGAACAUUUCGCUUGCCCACAUGAUGAAGGCCAAGUGUUAUCUGCAACAAAACCGUGAUUGUUUGCUCAUUGCUGGCGCCACGGAUUAUAUAAUUCCACUGGAUUCCAGCAUGGACGUGAUAGGGCCGGGAUACUUCAUCGAAAUUCUUGAACGUGCCAGCGGGCGGAAAGCGGUGGUACUCGGCAAACCGGGCCAAGCGUUGGCCGAGUUUAUUUUGGAGCAGUUUCACGUGACUCAACCGGAGAGGACGCUAUUCAUCGGUGACAUGCUUCCACAAGAUAUGGGAUUUGGAACGCGCUGCGGAUUCCAGAAGGUUUUAAUGCUCAGCGGAGGCACCACCAAGGAAAUGCUGCUGGCUCACAGCAAACCACAUGAGCUGCCAGACUUUUACGCGGACAGUUUUGCUGAUUUCAUUCAACUGUACAAAGAUGUAGCUAACUAGUUAAGGACGGGUAAACUAUUUUGAGCUUUAAUGGCUGUAAGCAUCUCAGCAUUAAAUUGCAGUUCCAGCAGAUAUUAAUCGAAUAGGAUGUGAUAUACAAAACUAAAACUUUCUGAUAGGUUUAUUGUGUUUCUGAUUACUGCUAAAGCUGGUCAUUAAGCUAAAUUUUAUUUGUCUAGUGUAUUUUAUCUUUUAACCCAAACGGAGACAUUGUUGGUAGAUGUAAUAACUAUAAUAAAAUGACUUGUAAACAAA
Messenger RNA from Topomyia yanbarensis, 1494 nucleotides. Its product is annotated as glycerol-3-phosphate phosphatase-like. Gene Ontology annotation, cellular component: cytoplasm. The record is from RefSeq and is a predicted model, not a curated record. The transcript has 5 exons. NCBI's taxonomy places the organism in Eukaryota, Metazoa, Arthropoda, Insecta, Diptera, Culicidae. Bases 292 to 1239 code for a protein of 315 amino acids. Gene Ontology annotation, molecular function: phosphatase activity.